Messenger RNA from Alnus glutinosa, 3226 nucleotides. RefSeq names its product pentatricopeptide repeat-containing protein At5g01110. NCBI's taxonomy places the organism in Eukaryota, Viridiplantae, Streptophyta, Magnoliopsida, Fagales, Betulaceae. Gene Ontology annotation, molecular function: protein binding. Bases 75 to 2294 code for a protein of 739 amino acids. The transcript is spliced from 6 exons. The record is from RefSeq and is a predicted model, not a curated record.
AGGCUUUGGUUCUCCUCUCUUUCUUUGCAGCGUUGAAGUCCAAAGAAACCAAUCUAAGCAACUCUCACUUUCAAAUGGCCACUCAACGGCUACUUUCCCCGAAACCCACUCUCAGAACCCUCACAACCAUUACAAAACCUUCAUUCCACGACCAAGCUUGUUCUCACAGGCCUCACUCCCUCUCUUCUCCUCCAAAACCUGACCCUAACCAUGGCCUCAGAACCCUCCAAACCGGAGAAGUACCGGCUUCAUUAUCAGAUUCUUUCUUGUUGGAAAAGAUUUUGUUCAGUUUAAAGCAAGGUAAUCCCAACUCAUUGCGCAAUUAUCUCUUUCGGUUAAACCCUUUGGUUGUAUUUGAAGUUCUUUACCGUUGCCGUGAAAAUUUGCAACUAGGUCAGAGAUUUAUUGACUUGAUUGUGUUGAAUUGUCCAAAUUUUAAGCAUUCGUCUCAAUCUUUGAGUGCAAUAGUUCACGUUUUGGUGCGUAGCCGGAGGCUAUCGGAUGCGCAAUCUUUCAUUCUUAGAAUGAUUAGGAAGAGUGGCGUGUCAAGGGUUGAGAUUGUCGAGUCGUUGGCAUCGGUAUGUUACAAAUUUGGGUCGAAUUCUUCGGUUUUUGAUUUGUUGAUUAGGACUUACGUGCAAGCUAGGAAAUUAAGGGAGGGGUCCGAGGCGUUUCGGGCGUUGAGAAGUAAAGGGUUUUGUGUUUCUAUCAAUGCUUGUAAUAGUCUUCUAGGUGGGCUUGUGAAGGUAGGGUGGGUUGAUUUGGCAUGGGACGUAUAUGGUGAAGUUGUUAGGAGUGGGAUUGAUUUGAAUGCCUAUACGCUCAAUAUUAUGGUUAACGCGCUGUGUAAAGAUCGAAAAAUUGAUAAUGUUAGGUCGUUCUUAUCGGAUAUGGAAGAGAAGACGGUUUUUCCAGAUAUUGUGACUUACAAUACACUUAUCAAUGGAUAUUGUCGUGAAGGGCUCUUGGAUGAAGCUUUUGAGAUACUGAACUCAAUGUCAGGUAAGGGGUUGAAACCGGGCCUUUUCACUUAUAAUGCUAUCAUAAAUGGUUUGUGUAAGAAGGGAAAGUAUGGAAGAGCAAAGGAAGUCUUGGGUGAAAUGUUGCACAAUGGGUUGAGUCCUGAUACUGCUACUUAUAACACACUGCUUGUAGAGAGUGGUAGGAACGAUAAUAUUUUGGAAGCUGAAGAGAUUUUUAAUGAAAUGUUGCAUCGUGGUGUUGUUCCUGAUUUAGUUAGCUUUAGUUCGCUUAUUGGGGCUUUUAUGAGGACUGGUCAUCUUGAUCAGGCGUUAGUGCAUUUUAGAAAUAUGAAGAAAACUGGCUUGGUUCCGGAUAAUGUGAUCUAUACUAUUCUUAUAGAUGGGUAUUGUAGAAACGGCAUGAUGCCGGGGGCUUUGAAGAUGCGGGAUGAAAUGCUACGGCAGGGUUGUGCUAUGGAUGUGAUUACAUACAACACUAUUUUGAAUGGGCUGUGUAGGGGGAAGAUGCUUGCUGAUGCAGAUGAGCUCUUCAAUGAGAUGGUGGAAAAGGGUGUGUUUCCUGAUUUCUACACUUUCGCCACCCUCAUUAAUGGAUAUUGUAAGGAUGGGAAUAUGAAUAAAGCACUUAGUUUGUUUGAGACAAUGACACAGAGGAAUCUCAAGCCUGACAUAGUGACAUACAAUACAUUAAUUGAUGGGUUUUGUAAAGCAGGUGAAAUGGAGAAAGCUGAGGAGUUAUGGGGUGAUAUGAUCUCUAGAAGGAUUUCUCCCAAUCACAUCUCGUAUGGCAUUCUCAUUAAUGGAUUUUGUAUUAUGGGAUAUGUAUCUGAGGCUUUCAGGUUGUGGGAUGAGAUGGUUGAAAAAGGUAUCAGACCCUCUCCGGUGACUUGCAACACUAUUAUAAAGGGCUUUUGCCGGUCAGGUAAUGCAUUAAAAGCAGAUGACUUCUUGAGCAAGAUGAUUUUGAAAGGAGUUGUUCCUGAUAGCAUUACGUAUAACACUCUUAUUAAUGGUUAUGUAAAAGAAGAGAAUAUGGACAAAGCUUUUGUUUUGAUUAACAAGCUGGAGAAACAAGGGCUAUUGCCUGACGUUAUUACAUAUAAUGUUAUUUUGGAUGGGUUUUGUAGACAAGGUAGAAUGAAAGAGGCUGAACUAGUACUGGAGAAGAUGAUUGAGAAAGGUGUAAAUCCUGAUAGAUUCACAUACACCUCAUUGAUAAAUGGACAUGUGAGCCAGGACAACCUGAAGGAGGCAUUUCGGUUCCACGAUGAAAUGCUGCAAAGGGGAUUUGUUCCAGAUGAUAAAUUCUAACUGUCUAGCUGUUUGUGUUUGUAGUGACACCGAGUUCAUUUGGCUGCAUGCCAGAUAUAUAUUGAUGUGUUGGAAGGGUAUAAGAAAGCGGGGAUUGGAAUUCAUGGAAAUGGACAUAAUUAAUUGCUUAUGAUGAAGGGAACUUUGAAUCAAGGAAUGGUGGACUAGAGAAUUUAACCACUCUGACUUGCACUCAAUUAUGAAGAGUUGACAAUCAAGUGACUGUAGAGUAGAGUGAAAUAUAUUUUACAAUGGAUAUUGCACAGUGGACAUGAUAUCAAAUUUCCAAUGGUUUUGAUUUCACACCUACUGUGCAAUGCCAACUUCAGAGGUGCGGGAAAGCAUGCAAGUUUUAAUAGUUAUCAAUGCAGGAUCAGGGAUUGAGAGAAAGCAAAGUAGGGUUUCUCUCAUUUCUUUGUGAUCUAAGCUAAUAAGCACACAGGCAUGGCAAUGCAGGCAGGUCCAUGAGGCCUUCUACUCAAUUCAACUCAGCCUUAAUCCAAGGUUUUGCGAUGGUUGUUAGUCUAUCUGUUGCCAGCCGCCGCCUCCUCUUUCUUUUGUUUGGAACCAGCUCGUGAUCAACUAGGGGCUGGAAUUGUGGUCCACUAACAAGAGAGCAAAGCUUUGGCAGGCCUAUGAAAGAAAAGAUAAUAUAAAGAAAAUUAAAGCGAAAUAAUAAAAUAGAGACAAUAGAUUUUACGUGGUUCAGUCUAUGACCUAUAUUUACAUGGUAAAGCCUAAAAUGUUAUAUUAUGGUCAUAUUUCUCUUGAUAUUUUCACAAUACAUUAGAUUUCUAUUUAUAGGAGAAUUUAGGUAAAUAAAUAUGGUAAUCAAAUCUGAUUUGAUUACCAUCAAAUUUGAUUUAUAGAAGAUAACAAUAAUUACAAUAAACCUAUGCCAAAUCCCCUAAGAGCAUUUCUUAGUAGUCUCA